Fragaria vesca subsp. vesca is the source of this 3495-nucleotide messenger RNA. RefSeq lists its product as uncharacterized. Gene Ontology annotation, molecular function: RNA-DNA hybrid ribonuclease activity; nucleic acid binding. The coding region runs from base 1 to 3495 and encodes 1164 amino acids. The transcript has 3 exons. NCBI's taxonomy places the organism in Eukaryota, Viridiplantae, Streptophyta, Magnoliopsida, Rosales, Rosaceae. The record is from RefSeq and is a predicted model, not a curated record.
AUGAAUAAUGGGAAGAAAGAGGGGCAGCCUGCUGGUAAGGGCGUGAAGGGGGGUUUUGCUGUUAAAAGGGGUGUGGUUGCUGAGAUUUCUCCAAAGAAGAGCCAAGGACGUGCUCUGAAUCGUCCCUCCGUGAUGGGAAGGGUUUGUAGAGCUGGGGGUCUUUGUGUUCUGUGGCAGGAGAGUUUUAAGUUGAGCGUUAUGUCUUAUUCCCUUAAUCAUAUAUACACGGUGAUUGAGGGUGUUGGUCCUUGUUUUUGGAGGUUUACUGGUGUUUAUGGGUUUUCAAAGGUGGAGGAAAGAUAUUGGACGUGGGACUUAAUAAGGUCUUUGGCUCAGGGUGGUACAGGCCUAUGGUUACUCGGGGGAGACUUCAAUGAGAUCCUUAGGUCUUCGGAGAAGGAAGGUGGGCCUCCAAGAGAUUUUGAGCAGAUGGAGGCGUUUCAAAAAUGUCUAGAUGAUUGUGGUCUAAUAGAUUUAAACUUCUCGGGUCCGGUAUUCACUUGGAAGGGUAAGAGGGCAGGAGAGCUUGUCAAGACCAGACUGGACCGUUUUGUGGCAAACAAGGAAUGGAAGGAGGUGUUUUCGGCCUCAAGAGUGACUCAUAUGAAACCUUCUAGAUCCGAUCAUGUUCCAUUGGGUAUAGAGAUUUUAACGACCCGAGUUAUUAGGAGGGUGAAGAGAAAGCGAUUUCAUAUUGAGGAGUUUUGGUUAAGAGAUGCGGAGUGCAUUGAUGUGGUUAGGAAUGGGAGGGUUCAAUACAGCGGUGGGGAUCUGUUCCAGGCGGUCUGUCAUAAGAUUGAUCGGACUCGACGCGCUCUGUGGGAUUGGAGUAAUAGAAAGUUCGGCAGUUUAAAAAAAGAGAUAGAAAAGACUCGGGGCAGACUAGCGGUGUAUUAUGAUAGAGCUCGGCUAGGUUGGAGUGAUCAAGAAAGAGUGCAGCUAGAAAAGCGGUUGAAUGAACUUAUGGAACACGAGCAUAAUUAUUGGAAGCAGCGAGCUAGGAUCAUGUGGCUCACGGAAGCUGAGGCUGAAGUGCAAGAUAUUGUUUUACAUUACUAUGGGCAGUUGUUCACUUCCUGUAACCCUAGAAAUGUUGAUCUGUUCACGUGUUUGUUCCCGACGGUGGUUUCGCAAGAUAUGAAUAAUGAGUUGACAAGGGCUUUCACAGAAGAAGAAGUGCUAAAAGCGUUAAAGCAAAUGCACCCUUUGAAGGCGCCGGGUCCAAAUGGUUUUUCUCCUAUCUUUUAUCAAAAAUAUUGGCAUAUUGUGGGGAAGGAUGUUACGACAGCAGUGUGGAUUUUUAUGAACUCGGAUGAGCUCAUAAGGCAGGUUAAUGGUACUUAUGUCACUAUGAUCCCGAAGGUGAAAGUUGUGGAGCAUAUUACCCAACUACGUCCGAUUAGUUUGUGUAAUGUUCUAUACAAGUUAGGUUCAAAGGUAUUGGCUAACAGGUUGAAACCGAUUCUCAAAUCGGUAAUUGCUCCAAAUCAGUCGGCUUUUGUUCCCAGAAGGCAUAUCUCUAACAACUCUAUUCUGGCUUUUGAAAUCUCUCACCACUUGAAGAGGAUGUAUGGCGGGGGUAAUGAUUUUGGUGUGUUAAAGCUUGACAUGAGUAAGGCUUAUGAUAGGGUCAAGUGGGGCUUUCUUGAAGAAGUGAUGCGGAGUAUGGGUUUUCAUGGUGUUUGGAUUGGUUGGGUGAUGAGGUGCAUCAAAACGGUUUCUUAUUCUUUUAUUUUAAAUGGUGAGCCUCGAGGAAACCAUACUCCAACUAGAGGGUUGCGGCAAGGGGACUCCAUUUCUCCCUAUUUGUUCUUGUUAUGUGCUAAGGGGCUUUCAAGGAUGUUAACAUACGCAGAGAUGAGAGGUGGUAUACAUGGUGUUUCCAUCGCUACAGGGGCUCCUUCUAUUAACCAUCUAUUCUUUGCAGAUGACUCAUUCAUCUUCUUAAGAGCGGAGGUAGUGGAGUGGUACAGGUUAAAACAUAUUCUUCAAGUUUAUGAGGAAGCUUUGGGGCAGCAGGUUCACUUUCAGAAGAGUAGCAUAUCUUUCUCAAGAAAUGUGGCGAGGGAGGCUCAGGAUCGGUUGGCGAGUUUAUUGGGAGUUGAAAGGGUGGACAAGCAUGAUAAGUAUCUUGGUCUUCCAACGGAGUUGAGCUAUUCCAAAAAGGAAUCUUUUCAAUAUAUCAUGGAUAAGACCAGAGACAAGAUGAAGAAUUGGAAGGAUAAAACUUUAAGUGCAGCAAAGAAAGAGGUAAUGAUUAAGGCUGUGGUUCAAUCAGUGCCCACGUAUGUGAUGAGUGUUUUGGAGGUACUGAAACAUAUUUGCAAUGAGAUGCAUCGAUGCAUGGCGGAGUUCUGGUGGGGUGACUCGGAUAGGGGAAGGAAGAUACAUUGGGUGGCUUGGGAUAAAAUGUGUGCUCCCAAAAAUGAAGGGGGUUUGGGUUUCAGGAACAUGGAGCUCUUUAACCAAGCUCUCUUGGCGAAGAAAGGUUGGCGCAUAAUAAAUAGUCUAGACUCUCUCGUUACGAGAACUCUCAAGGCUAAAUACUUCCCAUCAGGUCAUUUUCUCAAAGCGGAAAUGGGUUCGGAUGCUUCUUAUGUGUGGCGUAGUCUUUUAAAGGGGAGGGACUUAUUGAGGAAAGGAAUUCGGUACCACGUCGGUAAUGGGGAGAGCAUAUCAGUUUGGCAUGAUCCUUGGAUCCUAAGACCUUGUACUUUUAAGACUUAUUCUACGGUUAUGGAGGGGUUAGAGGACCUCAAAGUAGCUGACCUGAUUGAUCCUGAUACUAGGGUAUGGAUGGUGGAUUGGUUAAAUGAGUUGUUUUUCGAGGACGAAGUGGAGGUAAUCUCGUUAAGUUUUCGGAAUCCGGAUGAUCAGUUAAUCUGGCAUUAUGACAAACAUGGCCUCUAUACUGUGAGGCGUGGUUAUUAUACUGCUAGAUGUGCUUUGGUCAGUCAGCAACAGGCGUCGACUUCUGCUCCCAGGAAUUCCUGCGACAAAUGGAAGGCUGUUUGGAAGGUCAAGGUGCAGCCGAAGAUCAAGUGCUUUAUAUGGAGGUUACUCAAGGACUCUUCUUCAACAAGGUCUGCUCUGGCGCAUCGCAUUGCAUUGGAGGACCAAAGUUGUUUGUUUUGUAGGUGUGCCCAAGAGACGUCUAUGCAUGUGUUUAAGGACUGUCAAGUAAUUGCUUGCAUGUGGCUGUGCAGUCCUUUGGGUUUACGGGCUAGGAACCAGGAAGCUAACUCCAAGUCUGACUGGUUUGAGAUUAUGAUGGAGACAUUGCAGAAGUCUCAGCUGGAGGUCUUUGUUAUGCUUUUGUGGGCGAUUUGGACUGGGCGAAACAAUAUUCUUUGGAAGGAGGCCCAAUUUGAUCCGGCUCACACAGUGAGAUGGUCUCUUAAGCUUCUAGAAGAAUAUCAUCAAGCUAAUCCAGGAAAUUCAAAUGGGAGGAAAAGUAGGGCUGCUGCAAAAUGGGAGUUCCCUCCACCUGUAUGA